Molecule: messenger RNA, 1999 nt
Organism: Penaeus chinensis
Lineage: Eukaryota; Metazoa; Arthropoda; Malacostraca; Decapoda; Penaeidae
Product: serine proteinase stubble-like
Exons: 14
Coding region: 308-1999 (563 amino acids)
Biological process (GO): proteolysis
Molecular function (GO): serine-type endopeptidase activity
Source: RefSeq, a predicted model, not a curated record
UGUUGGUGUGCGGGUGCCCACUUCGCCUCGCUCGUGCCGUCCGUAGGUGAUCGCUCGCUUGCCCCUUGCCGCUGUGUGCUGACGAAAUCGACGGUACAGACAGCGAGCUCAUUGCAGCCAGAAUUCACUUGUUAUUGUUUUUAUUACUGAGGAAGUUUCGCAGAAGGAACUGAAGGAGAAAGAACGAAAAGGACGAUGUACUGAGAGAAAAUAGCUCUCGUCAGUGUAGUCUUGUCACUCUUCCCUGAAUUUCGGUCAGUUGCAAAUUACUUCGUUCAGUUCGAGAAACCUACUCGCUGUACUCAACAUGGACGGUCGAAUUAAAUUACUUCUGUUAUCCCUGGCCCUCGCGGGUGCCACGGCGUCGAGCGAGGAGAGCGUGGAGAGGGCGUCGAAAUGGCCUCGUCGCGGAAGACAGAUGUUCACGCCCCUCACCUCGUACGUGCCUCGCAACCGCCCGCGUUAUCAGCUGUGCGAUGUGGACGGCACGAUGGGCGCCUGUAUGAAGGGUUCCGUCUGCAGGAGGGAGCAGGGCCUCUUCGCCGGGUACUGCGGUGGCGAUAAUGAGGUCUGCUGCGUAGUGGACAAAUCCUGCGAAGACUCGACGCGCUCCCACAGCACCUACUUCAGGAACCCGAAUUUCCCUAAAAACGACACGGAGGAGAAGAUGUGUCCCUUGACGGUGGAGGUCGGCCGCGACGUGUGUGCUGUCAGACUGAGUUUCGAGAAGUUUGAGCUGUCGCCGUAUACGGAAGGCGUCUGUAUCGGGGACCACAUGACUGUCCUGGGCACGAAGGAAGGCUCCACGACGCCCAUCUGCGGAAACAUGACGGGCUGGACGACCACCUUCGCCGUGAAGAAAAACAGUGACGUCGUGUUGGCAAUGGUCCUCCAGGGACGCCCCGCCCACACCUUCUCGAUCCAAGUCACUCAGAUCGCUUGUGAUGAUGUCCAGGUGUUCCAUUCGCCCACCUACUCCGGGAUCCGCAACCCUGACGCAGAGAAGUACACGCCUACGACCAAGAAGCCCAUCGUCGGCCCUGUCAAGCCCUUGGGACCCAAGCCCUCGCCGGUAACGACCACCCCCGAGAGUACGACCUCCUCCCCGGACGACACGACCGAGGAGGCGACCACCGCGAUGUCUCCUGACGCCGGCGGGGACGAAGGGAAGCCGACGGAGGCCACUGUCAACGAAGGACCCACGACCCUCAUGCCCGGAACCAUCCCCUCGCCUAAACCUAGUGACGUUUUAAUCCGCGCCCAGAAGGUAGAUUCCGCAGAUGAUGGCGUUUACUUGGACAUCCUCGACGUCACGCCCGCCAUUUCUGCGUUCAAAAGAGCCUUCGAGCUCCGCGUGAAUACCAAGUGCUUUCAGUACGAGGACGAGCCUCAGCCAGGAUUCAGGAUCAUUGGAGGAGGCUACACAAGGAUUAACGAAUAUCCUUGGCAGGUGGCUCUGGUGUACCGAAAUAAAUUCUUCUGUGGCGGAUCUCUCAUUAGCGACAGACACAUUCUUACUGCUGCCCAUUGCGUGUUCGGGAGCUUCACUGCAGGAAUCAACGAUCUCCGCGUCAGUAUCGGCGACCACGACAUCUCCACCAGGAACGAGACGGACCACAUUGUCGGCAAGGGCGAGAACGCGACCGUGACCGGCUGGGGGCGCUACAGCGUGCGUCUGAAGGCCACUAACCCGGUGCUGAAGGAGUACACGGGCCCGCUGACCAACAUCUCCAAGUGCGUCGAAGCUUGGGACGUUUUCAAGGGAAUCUCCGCUCGCUCGCCCAACCAUGUGUGUUUGGACGUUACCAUGGGAACGCCGUGCCACGGUGACUCCGGCGGCCCUCUGGUGGCGUGUACGGGGGUGCAGUGUACCCAGAUCGGCGUCGUAAGCUUUGGAUUCCCGAUGUGCACCAAUGUAGGUCUACCCGCUGUCUUCACCCGCGUGUCACAUUACAAAUCUUGGAUCGACAUGAACCUCACGCCCCUGGACAUUUUUUAA